UCCUUAUCCUCCUUUCUGCAACGACAUUCUCCCAGAGCUUUGAAGUGAAGGCCUUGAUCGGUUUGCCUCUGUAUACAGCACCUCUGAAUCGUCUACGUUUGGCAUUCUGAAGCCAUGGCUGACGGCGAUCACCAAUAUCGGCCUCAGCCGCCGCAACAGGAGCAGAGGCAGCCUUUUCCUCCUCCACCAAAUCAGUCUAUGGGGCAGCCAUUCAGACCUGAACAGCACGCGCCGCCAGUUCUCCCACCCCCACAAAACCUCGCGUCUGCGAAUCCGAUGAAUCCCUCAUCGCAAGGACAAGCUGGACCCGGUGCUCACUACUAUGGACCUCAACACGGUGGGCAGGGACCCCCGCCGCCCCUUCCUCAGCUCCCAUCGAUGAUGACUUCCCAGAACCAGGGUGAGAAUGGACCACAGAAUGGACCUGGAGGACCUGGGAACGGAUUUAGUCUUCCGUCGCUCUCGCAAGGUCCUCCUGGGCCCCCGCAGCACCAAGGACACGGCCCCGACGCACCACCCAUGGGAUCUCACCCUUCACAGACGUCGCUCCCUUCCCUCAACUCUUCCGGUCAGCCUGUCGGAUCACAUAUGUCGCGUCCUCAAGGACCACCUGGGCCUCCUGGGGGUGGACUGCCUCCCAUGCCUGGACCCCCACGUGACCCCGGCAUCGGCUACCGACCACUCAACGUCAAGGACGCAUUGUCAUAUUUGGAUCAGGUGAAAAUCCAGUUUUCAGAACAGCCAGAUGUGUACAACAAGUUCCUUGACAUCAUGAAGGACUUCAAGUCGCAAUCCAUAGAUACACCGGGCGUCAUUGAGCGCGUUUCAACUUUGUUCCGCGGUCACCCGAACCUCGUCCAGGGUUUCAACACGUUUCUCCCCCCGGGCUACCGUAUUGAGGCAUCCUUCGACCCCUCCGAUCCGAACAUUCGCGUCACUACUCCCAUGGGAACCACCACGACCUCCGGCGGAGCUCCGUUCCGCGAGAGUACUGCCUUCUACGAGCAGCACCCAAGUGGCCCGAGCAGCGGAUGGCAAGAACCGAGUGGUUUCGGACGUCAGGGUGGUGGUGGUGGGGGUGGGUACAAUGACUAUAACGACGGACCAGGCGCUCCUCGGCACCAAGACGAGCCUGGGCCCAGACCACCGGAUGGGAAGAAGGCACCUGUUGAGUUCAACCACGCGAUCAACUACGUGAACAAGAUCAAGAACCGAUUCGCGGACGAGCCAGACACGUACAAGAACUUUUUGGAAAUCCUUCAAACAUACCAGAAAGAGCAGAAGCCCAUUGGCGAUGUCUACGAGAAGGUGCAAAUUCUCUUCAGAGGGCAACCCGAUUUGUUGGACGAUUUCAAACAGUUCUUGCCUGAGGUGGGUGCCUAUCAGGCUGCUCACCAGCAGCAGCAGGCGCGCUUACCCCCUGUUGGGAACUUCGCUCCUCCAGCUGUGCCGAAGGACAAGAAGAAGCGCAGCCAGGUCGCGGAGCCGCCUCAGCCUGCUCAGAGCCGCACGAGUCAGAACAAGCGUUCGAAACACCAUCACAAGCCCAGUGCUGACUUGUCCCAAGUUAGCCCGACGCUCACGCCUGCUGUACCAGAGCCGAUUGGUCCGCCUAUGAAGGCAUCUGCAUCUGCGGAGGAGCUCGCGUUCUUCGACCGCGUUAAGAAGUACAUCGGCAACAAGCAGACUUACAACGAGUUCUUGAAGGUCUUGAACCUGUUCAGCCAGGAGAUCUUGGACAAGAACACGUUGCUUGAGCGUGUCGAGGGAUUUAUCGGCGGUAACCGCGAGCUGAUUGACUGGUUCAAGCGCUUUGUUGGGUAUGAUGGCCGUGAUGAUAUCAUUGAGAACAUCCCCACACCAGGUCCUCGCAUUGACCUCGCUGCCUGCAAGGCCUACGGUCCGUCUUAUCGCCAGCUUCCCAAGUCGGAGACGUUGCUGCCUUGUUCUGGACGUGAUGAGAUGUGCUGGGAGGUUCUGAAUGACGAGUGGGUCUCACACCCGACUUGGGCAUCUGAAGACUCCGGUUUCGUCGCGCACAGAAAGAAUCAGUACGAGGAGGCUCUUCACAAGAUCGAGGAGGAGCGUUAUGAGUAUGACCUUAACAUUGAGGCUAACCUUCGUACCAUUCAGCUCCUCGAGCCCAUCGCUCAGCGUAUCUCCAACAUGUCUCCCGAAGAGCGCAAUCACUUCAAGUUGCCUCCUGGUCUCGGCGGACAAUCCGUUAGUAUCUACCAGAAGGUGAUCAAGAAGGUUUACGACCGGGAAAGGGGGCUUGAAGUGAUUGAGGCUCUUCACGAGAAUCCAUCUGUAGCGGUUCCUAUCGUCUUGAAGCGUCUGAAGCUGAAGGAUGAGGAAUGGAAGCGCGCACAGAGGGAGUGGAACAAGGUUUGGAGAGAUACUGAGGCUAAAUCUUUCUAUAAGAGUUUGGAUCAUCAAGGUAUCACCUUCAAGGCGACUGACAAGAAGACUGUCGCUACCAAGAACCUGAUCGCGGAAAUUGAGGUUCUUCGUAAGGAGCAACAGUCUAACCGCAUGAACGCUGCUAUACGGCCAAGGUACCAGAUCCAGAGCGUGUUUGAGGAUAAGGAUGUCAUCCUUGACAUCGCUAAGCUGAUUGCCGUAUAUCUUGGAUCCAGCUCCGGUGUCUCUGCCAGUGACCGUGAGAAGAUUGACGCUUUCGUCAAGCAGUUCAUUCCCAUGUUCUUCAGCAUGCCGAACAAGGCAGUUGCCGAGAAGAUCGGUAACGCUAUCAGCAUGGAAGACGACGAGGAGAUGGAGGAUGAUGGUGGUGAUGACACUGCCUCUAACGCUAGCGCUUCAGCUCGUGGUCGUGGACGCGACCUCCUCAAGGACGUUCUCAAGCGCGGUAGAACAGGUAAGGGCGGUAGGAAGGACAGGGACAGCAGCAGCUUCCCUGCUUCCAAGGAAUCCACCCCCGAGCCUAACUCUCUGUUGGGUGGCAGUGAUGAACUUAUGAAGGAUGCUGAAGCUGACGACGAGAACGCCGAAGCUACGAAUGGUGAUCACGAAGACGAGGGUCUUACUGAAGCUAUCCCCGCCGAGGAGGUUGAGGAGACCUGGAUCAAGAAUGCCACUUCGGACGAUGCUCGUGCGGCGGCAGAGGCUGGUCAAGGCAAGCUAAGGACCACUUACAACCUCUUUGGCAACUCUACCCUCUACUCCUUCUUCAGGCUCGUCCAGAUUCUCUACAACCGACUCAACGCACUGAAGCAGUAUGAAGAUCAGGCUGCCGCGGAUAUCAGAGCUCGUAAGCCUAACGCUAUCGCUGUCGAACUCGGCAUCAACCACAACCGACUCGAUCAGUUGGAGGAGGCGCUUAACCGCGACGGUGAGUCGUGCUACAGCCAGUUGCUCAAGCUGAGCGAGAAGAUGAUGGAGGGAGAUCUGGAGCAGGGUACUUUCGAGGAGGUUGUCGCUGCCAUUGUCAAGCAGAUCGCUACUGUUGUGUCUGAUGCCAAGGGCUCGGAACUUAUCGGCUUGUUUGAGAAGGACCGCAAGCAGGUGAUGACUACGCCAAGACAGCAGAUCGUGUAUCGUGUUCAGGUCGAGACUUUGUUGGGCCCGAACGAGAACACGUACCGUAUGGACUGGAACGAGCAUACCAGACAGCUUUCUAUUCAGCUACUUGGCAAGGACGACCUGACCCUUGAUGAAGCGACCACAGCCGAGGAACAAUGGCGUUACUACGUCGAUAGCUACGUCAUGUCCAGCCCGACAGAAGGCGUGUCACCCGAACGCGUCCGACCACCCUUCUUGCGUCGUGAUCUUCCCGACGUUGACGAUGUCGAGGAGCUUAUCGGCGAAGAUGGCGUGUCGAAGUCUGGUUUGGAAAUCCGGAUCUGUGUUAAUACUUAUAAGGUGUUCUUCUUACCAGGCUCGGAAGACGUUUUGAUCCGGAGUUCGAAAGUACGAUCACCUGUGAUGAACCAGGAUUCCGCACGUUCGAGACGAGUAAGCCAAUGGAAGGCCAGGCUUGAAAGUGCGGAUGGAUGGAAGAAGGGUUUGUCUGCCGAAGAGGUGGCUGAGUGUGAACAAAAGACGAAAGAGUUGUUUGAUAAUACGGGUGCUCCAGCUCAGAUUGAGGAAGAAGCAGCUGCUGAAGAACCAGUACCCGUGGAUGAUGUCGAGAUGGGUAAUGCAUAA
Messenger RNA from Saitoella complicata NRRL Y-17804, 4167 nucleotides. RefSeq lists its product as uncharacterized. Gene Ontology annotation, cellular component: chromatin; Sin3-type complex. The record is from RefSeq and is a predicted model, not a curated record. Gene Ontology annotation, molecular function: transcription corepressor activity. The transcript is spliced from 5 exons. The coding region runs from base 115 to 4167 and encodes 1350 amino acids. Lineage: Eukaryota; Fungi; Ascomycota; Saitoellomycetes; Saitoellales; Saitoellaceae. Gene Ontology annotation, biological process: negative regulation of transcription by RNA polymerase II.